Thlaspi arvense is the source of this 1338-nucleotide messenger RNA. The record is from the annotation of a GenBank genome assembly. Lineage: Eukaryota; Viridiplantae; Streptophyta; Magnoliopsida; Brassicales; Brassicaceae.
AUGGAGAGAGCAACAAUUUCCCCGAGCCUUAAUCAAAACCAGUUUCUCUGUCCUUCACGCGCCUUCACCACGCGCCUCCACUCAUUCUCCUCUACUCGGAACUUAUCGCCGUCGUCUUCCUCCAUCAAGCUUCAGCAUUCUUCUUCGUCCUCUGUAUCUUCCAGCUUCAUCAAUGGCGGAAUCUCCCUUACUCGAUGCAACGCUGUUUUAUCCAAUUCUUCUUCCAGUACGGAUAUGACUGAAUUAGCCGACAUAGAUUGGGACAACAUCGGAUUCGGGCUUAAGCAGACUGAUUACAUGUACGUGAUGAAGUGUGACCUUGAUGGAGAAUUCUCAAAUGGUGAAUUGCAACGUUUUGGGAACAUUGAAGUCAGCCCAUCUGCUGGUGUACUCAACUAUGGACAGGUGAUGGAUUCGAUAGUAUGUAAGGAUUUUAGCAGAUUCUUGACACUGAAACGCAAUCUGCUAGUGCUGUCCGAUUUUGGAUUGUUCGAAGGGAUGAAAGCGUACAGAAAGCAAGACGGUAAGAACAUCCUCCUCUUUCGUCCCGAGGAGAAUGCAACCCGUAUGAGAAAUGGUGCCGAGAGGAUGUGUAUGCCUGCUCCAACCAUUGAGCAGUUUGUCGAAGCUGUGAAAGCAACUGUACUAGCAAACAAACGUUGGAUUCCACCUCCAGGUAAAGGUUCCUUAUACAUUAGACCGUUGCUAAUGGGAACUGGAGCUGUUCUUGGUCUUGCGCCUGCACCAGAAUACACUUUCCUUGUCUAUGUUUCUCCUGUUGGGAACUACUUCAAGGAAGGUGUGGCACCAAUCAAUUUGAUUGUGGAAAAUGAGUUUCACCGUGCAACACCUGGUGGUACCGGAGGUGUUAAAACCAUUGGCAACUAUGCUGCAGUAUUAAAAGCACAGUCGAUUGCAAAAGCUAAAGGAUAUUCCGAUGUUUUGUACCUUGAUUGCGUUUACAAAAGAUUUCUUGAGGAGGUCUCCUCCUGCAAUAUCUUCAUUAUAAAGGACAAUGUGAUCUCUACUCCUGAAAUAAAAGGAACCAUCUUACCCGGAAUUACAAGGAAAAGUAUAAUCGACGUGGCUCGAACCCAAGGGCUUCAGGUGGAGGAACGGAAUGUGACUGUGGACGAGUUACUGGAAGCAGACGAGGUUUUCUGCACAGGAACCGCUGUUGUUGUCUCUCCCGUUGGAAGCAUUACUUACAAAGACAAAAGAGUAUCUUACGGAGAAGGUAGCUUUGGACCAGUCUCGGAGAAACUCUACACCGUUUUGACAAGCUUGCAGAUGGGUCUGAGUGAAGACAACAUGAACUGGACUGUGAAUCUGAGUUAA